Ilex paraguariensis (yerba mate) is the source of this 324-nucleotide messenger RNA. NCBI's taxonomy places the organism in Eukaryota, Viridiplantae, Streptophyta, Magnoliopsida, Aquifoliales, Aquifoliaceae. The record is from the annotation of a GenBank genome assembly.
AUGGAUGGAAAGGAUUCAGAAGAACCAAAGCAAAGCACUGCUGAUAUGACAGAUUUUGUACAAAACCUUCUUCAACAGAUGCAAACCAGGUUCCAGACAAUGUCUGAAUCUAUUGUUUCAAAGAAUAUCCUUUCCCUGCAUUUUUUAUUUUGCUGGAUUGCAAUUGUUUGUGGUAAAUCACGACACUUAUUUUCAAUCAGCAACAUAUAUGUUGUGGCUUGUGCUCCACAAAGCGCCUCAUUCUCUAUGUAUUUUAAACAUGCUAUACUCCAUUCAAUACAUCCGUACUAUCUCAGUCUAGCUUUACAUAAUGCAGGGCAAUAG